AUGAUGGCGGUUAUUGGAGAGCUAUGGAACUUUCGCAGUCUGUUGAUCAUCAUUCUUACACCACUCUUACUGCUACCGCUUCCCCUAGUCAUCAACACAAAGGAGGCUGAAUGUGCGUUUACACUGGUGCUGAUGGCGGUGUUCUGGAUGACAGAGGCAAUGCCCCUGUCUGUGACGGCCCUCUUUCCAGCACUUCUCUUCCCUCUCUUUGGCGUUAUGAAGUCCUCAGAAGUUGCAACAAUGUAUUUUAAAGAUUUCCACUUACUCCUUCUUGGAGUUAUCUGUCUGGCUACCUCGAUUGAGAAGUGGGGUCUGCACCGGCGAAUUGCUCUCAGACUGGUCACUAUAGUUGGAGUGAACCCUGGCAUGUUGAUGCUAGGCUUCAUGGUGGGCUGUGCUUUCCUCUCCAUGUGGCUGAGCAACACCUCAACAGUGGCCAUGGUGAUGCCAAUAGCAGAGGCCGUGAUGCAGCAGGUCACGGGUGCAGAGGACCAGGUCAACAGGCAGCAGGAUAAGCCUUUGAAAGGCAUCUGCAAUCCCGCACUCCAGCUGGAAGGAGAUGGUGAAAAACAGUGUGAGAAAACCACAGAUGAGAACAGCACAGGGACAGCACUUAAGGAAUUUGUUGUUACUGUACCCGAGGAGAAUAAUUCCACAGAGUCUGUGCCGAGUUCUCCGUUACACUCAAACUUCAUAACACAUCGAGAUCAAAUGAUGUGCAAAAGCUUGUCUCUGGCCAUCGCCUACUCUGCAAACAUCGGUGGACUCUCAACUUUACCAGGAACUUCCUCGAAUCUUGUUUUUGCUGAAUACAUUCAUCAAUUUUACCCAGAAUGCAAGUCCAUCAAUUUUGGAAACUGGUUUAUUUUCGCUCUGCCUAUCUGCAUUAUUGUUCUGAUUUUGGCUUGGAUAUGGCUACAUUGGCUGUUUUUGGGCACUAAUUUCUGCUCCAUGCUGUCCUUCAGAAGGAGUCGUUCUGAGAGGGAGAUCGCAGCAGCCAAGCAUAUUAAAGAUCAGUACGAUGCACUGGGGAGCAUGAGUCGACAAGAGAUGAUCACCCUUGUUAUUUUCGUCCUGAUGGCAGUGCUCUGGUUUGUGCGAGAGCCGGGCUUCAUGCCAGGUUGGGCAUCUCUGUUUCCUGACUAUUCAGGAUAUGCAACUGAUGCCACUGUGGCUCUCCUUCUGGGCAUGUUGUUGUUCAUCAUUCCUUCUAAGAAGCCCACUGCAGAUAAUUAUGAUGGUAUGAUAUCAUGGAAAGAAUUCCAGUCCUGUAUGCCGUGGGAGAUCUGUCUUCUUGUGGGAGGGGGUUUUGCAUUAGCAGAGGGCACCAAGGUAUCUGGUUUAUCCACUUGGGUUGCAGAACUGAUGAGUCCAUUGGGGAAUCUCCCAGUAUUGGCCAUUGUCACUAUUGCCUGUCUGAUUGUCACGUCCAUUACAGAAGUGGCUAGUAAUCCAGCCACCAUCACUAUCUUCCUUCCCAUACUUGCUCCACUGGCUGAAGCCAUCAAUGUCAACCCUCUGUACAUGCUGAUACCAGCAACUAUUAGCGUGUCAUUCUCCUUCCUGCUUCCUGUUUCCAAUCCUCCAAAUGCUAUUGUCUUUGCAUACGGGCAUGUAAAAAUCAUGGAUAUGGUCAAAGCUGGACUGGGCAUGAACGUCAUUGGUGUUCUUUCAGUACUGUUGGCUGUCAGUACGUGGGGAAGACCAAUCUUUUCUCUAGAUACUUAUCCAGACUGGGCUCCUACCUAUGGCGUGGCAAACACAACUGGGUUUUAAACUGCUUCAGUUUACUGUGGUGUCUAAAGUAAAUAGGGAUGGAAGGCAUACAGUGCAAUUGAAGUCAGACGUUUACAUACACCUUAGCCAAAUACAGUACAUGUAAACUCAUUUCUUCCCAAUUCUGACAUUUAAUCCUAGUAAACAUUUUCUGUCUUACGUCAGUUAGAAUCACUAAUGUCAGAAUAAUAGUAGAGGGAAACGUUAUUUCAGCUUUUUUUUAUUUCAUCACAUUUCCAGUGGGUCAGAAGUUUCCAUUCACUUGGAAUAGUACUUGGUAAUAUUGCCUUGGAAUUUUUGGAACAUUUCGGGUCACCUUCCAUGAGCUUCUUACAACAAGCUUCUGGAAUUUUAGUCCAUUAGUUCUGACAGAACUUAUGUAAUUGAGACAGGCUUAUAGACAUUGUAAUGGGAUUGAUUUGUACUUUUUGUACCACAGUACAUGUCUGCUUCCUGAGCAACAUGAUGGCUAUGUGGUCUUGUGAUAUUUACACUUGCAUAGUAUUGUUUGUAUGGAUGAAGGGGAUAUUUUCAGGCAUAUAGAUGGAUUGCAUUUUUUUGCAAUGAUGAAUCAGACUUGACUGAUUUACUUUGUUCUUCCCGUGAUGUCAAAG
Molecule: messenger RNA, 2390 nt
Organism: Clarias gariepinus (North African catfish)
Lineage: Eukaryota; Metazoa; Chordata; Actinopteri; Siluriformes; Clariidae
Gene: slc13a1
Product: solute carrier family 13 member 1
Exons: 15
Coding region: 1-1776 (591 amino acids)
Biological process (GO): monoatomic anion transmembrane transport
Cellular component (GO): membrane
Molecular function (GO): sodium:sulfate symporter activity
Source: RefSeq, a predicted model, not a curated record